Vigna angularis (adzuki bean) is the source of this 1200-nucleotide messenger RNA. RefSeq lists its product as uncharacterized. Lineage: Eukaryota; Viridiplantae; Streptophyta; Magnoliopsida; Fabales; Fabaceae. The coding region runs from base 1 to 1200 and encodes 399 amino acids. The transcript has a single exon. Gene Ontology annotation, molecular function: RNA-DNA hybrid ribonuclease activity; nucleic acid binding. The record is from RefSeq and is a predicted model, not a curated record.
AUGAAUCGCCCGGUACCGGGAGGGGAUUUGCACAUUUUCCUGGGGGUAUCAGAGACGGCCAUUAGCGCCGUGUUGAUGCAAGAACGGCCUCAGCCGAGACUAAUUUAUUUCGUGAGCCGCACGCUCCUGGACGUAGAAACCCGAUACCAACGGGUAGAGAAGGUGGCGUUGGCCUUGUUGAACGCGUCCCGAAGACUCCGCCCUUACUUCCAAAGCCAUCAAGUGGUCGUCAGAACCAACUUCCCUAUAUCCAAAAUCAUAAGAAAGCCGGAUUUAGCCGGACGAAUGGUGGCGUGGGCGGUGGAGCUGUCAGAGUUCGGCUUGCGUUACGAGCCUAGAGGGUCGGUCAAAGGCCAACACUUAGCAGAUUUUGCGACCGAGCUACCCUCCUCCGGUCAAGACGAGUGGAGCCUAUACGUCGAUGGAGCGUCCGGCAGGACGGUCAGCGGGGCCGGCAUCGUCCUGGAAGGCCCUAACGGAUUCUUACUGGAACUUGAAGCCCUGGUGGCCGGCCUUGAACUUGCAAAGGACAUGGGGGCAAAAAGGAUUACCUGCCGCACAGAUUCGGAACUGGUGGUCGGCCAAAUGAAUGGCACCUUCCAAGUCCGGGAGGAGCGACUGCUACGAUACUUCCAGCGAGCAACGGAGCUAACAAGAACGUUCGAUAAGGUCGCCAUACAGCACAUCCCCAGGGAACAAAACACAAGGGCCGACCUACUAUCCAAGCUUAGUUCGGGAAGAGAAAUAGGACAGUUGACCACUGUCGUGCGGCAAGUUCUACUCCAACCUUCAGUGGAGUGUUCGGUAGUGUCCGACGGGGGGAAAGAUUGGCGGACAGAAAUUAAAGAAAUCAUGACCCGCCAGGACGAGGGACGGACGGUAGGACCAAGCGAUGCCAAGAAGGUCGCUCGUUACCUCAUGGUGGGGGACGACUUAUACCGGAGAGGAUUUUCCUCCCCCCUCCUCAAGUGCUUGGGGGAGGCGGAGACGCAUUACGUUAUGGACGAGCUUCACAAUGGCAUUUGUGGUCUCCAUACAGGUUGGCGGACGUUAAAUGCCCGGUUACUCAGAGCCGGAUAUUAUUGGCCAACCAUGGAGGCAGAUACAAAGGCGUUCGUCCAAAAAUGCAUCAGUUGUCAAGCGCACGCUAACAACACCCACUUACCCCCUCACGUCCUGCAUUCAAUCACAUCCCCCUGA